UUUCAAUUGGUCUCCAGACUUGAAUUAGUCAAGCAACUGCAGUCAACCGGUCCGCUUGUGCCUCGAUCAGUAUGAAAAGCGACGAAAUAAUUGAGAAAAUACGCAAUAAGCUAAAGGAGUCGGAUCCCGGCAAACGAACUGUAGUCAACACAUUUCAGUUCAAUUUUACGGACAGCGAUGGCAUACUUAUCAAAAGCAUGGUCUUUGAUUUCAAAGCUCUGGACAUUUAUGAAGGCAAGGCACCUGACGCCGAUGGUCGGGUUACCAUAGCUGAUGAGGACUUUUAUUUGGUUGGCACUAAGCAAAAGACGUUUGAGCAAAUAUUGGAGCAGGAUAGGGCUAAAAUAGACGGCGAUGCUGAGGCCAUCAACAAAAUGUUGGACAAGUUUCGUUUGAAUUCACAAAACUAAACUACAACCACAUUUAUUAUUGCAUUUUUGUGCGACUCUAUAAAUCACCGAUACGCGGUGAAAUUUUAUUCUAUGUAUGCCUCAAAUUAAACAGAAAUUGCAGUUUUUA
This is a messenger RNA of Drosophila grimshawi, 519 nucleotides long. RefSeq lists its product as uncharacterized. The transcript is spliced from 2 exons. The coding region runs from base 72 to 410 and encodes 112 amino acids. Lineage: Eukaryota; Metazoa; Arthropoda; Insecta; Diptera; Drosophilidae. The record is from RefSeq and is a predicted model, not a curated record.